Molecule: messenger RNA, 1156 nt
Organism: Podarcis muralis (Common wall lizard)
Lineage: Eukaryota; Metazoa; Chordata; Lepidosauria; Squamata; Lacertidae
Source: RefSeq, a predicted model, not a curated record
AAGCCAUCAACUGAUUUUACUACAUCAACCAAAAGUAACCACACUUCCCUCCAGAGGAAAAUUUGGGACCAGAGGAAUGAGCCACUAUUCCUAAGGAAUAAAUUCUUAAGGCUGUUAUUCAUCCAUUUAGUUUUUGCAGCUAGAUCUGGUGCAGAUCACUUUCCAUGGAGCUCCCUUUCAGCGCUGUGGUCUUCCUCUUCUUCUCCUACAAUCUCUGUGAUGCAGAAGACCGAAAACAUAAUGCAGUCCUCACUGUGUCCAAUGGAGGGAACGAUGGUAUAUGGGGAAAACCUGAAUUCUGUCCCACGGGAUAUGCAAAUGGAUUCCAAAUGAAGUUUCGCAGAGAUGUAAAUGAAGCCUAUAGAAAAGAUUUCACUCUGAAGGGCAUCCGUCUCCACUGCACUGAUGGGAAAACAGUAGAGUCUAAAAGUGGAGAGCUCGGGGAAUGGGUUGCGGUUCAGAAAUGCCCCCAAGGCAACAUGGUGUCCUUUUCUUUGACUAUUGAAAUACCACAACUGCUAAUUCCUCAUGCAGUCACUAACCUUGAGGUCCUCUGCAGUGGUGGGGCUAAAGUGAAGAAAGAUAUCUUUGAACGGAUGGAAGAGGGCAAAAUGAGCAAGCGCUGCCCUAGGGGCUUCAUAUGUGGCAUCCAAACAAGGGUGGGGAAUGAGCAUGAAGUGCUUGUUAAAGUAGAACUUCGUGACGUGAAGAUGUUCUGUUGUGACUGAUCCACCACCCUGCUGCACAGCCCUCUUCCACUGGCAACAGAGGAUGACAGGGUGGAGUGGUGGUGCUUACCUGGCCUCCUGACAGCUGAACUGCUGCUGCUUGCUGGAAGGGAGAGAGGCAAGUCAUUGGGGAGCUUGGUGUGGUGCAAACACACUGGCAGAGCCAAUCCAGUACUCCCGCUGGUGUGUUUGCACUGUGCCGACUGCUUCUCUUUCUGUCCUUCCUUGUAAGCAGCAGUGACUCAUCUGUUGGAGGGGUCACCGAUUCCCCACCCCCUGAAUGAGAUAAAGGGAUUGUAUUUAGACAGAAUAUAGCAUGAUUUUGGAAAUAUCUGGGGUCUCUUUCAACUUUCAAGUAUAUUUAGGCUGCUUAAAAAAUAAUAAUCAAGCUUGCUUAUAAUGUAGUAGUCAUGCACCAGAUCAUAAAA